This is a messenger RNA of Ambispora leptoticha, 1683 nucleotides long. The record is from the annotation of a GenBank genome assembly. Lineage: Eukaryota; Fungi; Glomeromycota; Glomeromycetes; Archaeosporales; Ambisporaceae.
AUGUCAAACCCAGAGGCAUCUUUUAGUAGACGGCAUACUAUGACCGAUGCAGAAUUAGUCGAGAUAAGAACUUUUGAAGGAGCGUACUGGCGCACGUGUCUAUCCGCUUUUGGAUUUGCAUUAGUCGUUUUACGCAUCUUUGAGCCAGCAUUCUAUCGGAUUGGGCUUGUAUUUGUUGCAUAUGGUGGGGUUAUGCUGUGUAUUGCAGCUAUUCGACGCCAACAUAACAUGGAUGUCUUCGAUUCAUCAAAACCAUUCGUAACGAGUGGUGGAUAUGUGUUGCUGGCUGGAAUAAUGGGUCUCACCACUUACAUUGUAUUAUUAACGAUGAUUUUGAACAUAAUCCAGUCUAGUUCUACAGAAGCUGAGGAUGAGGAUAGUCCGACUGAUGUUAUCCCUGAACUGGUGGAAUCCUCAUCGAAUGGUCAUGUCAAUGGGGCAAGACAUGAUGUUCCAUCAGCAACAUUAAUAUCACCCAAUGUUAAUAAUGGAUCUCCAUCAAGCCAAAACCAUACAGCAGCCAAAAGAUUAUCACCCGCUUCAAGCUCUCCACGGAGUCGCAUGCAAAGUAGUGUCGUAGCAUCACCAUCAAAUCAUUAUAAUAACUCACAUUAUAUGAAUCCGCCACCAAAUCAUUAUUCCCAAGUUACUUUACCAACCUCAUCAAAUCCUAAUUAUAGCAUUGCUUCAUCACGUGGUCGUCCCAAUUCAAUGAAUCAUCAUCAAAACUCACCAGCGUUACGUCAAUCAAUCUCCACGCAUGGAAAAUCACCUGCUCGUGCACUCCGAGCUCAUACUGUAAAUUUAGUUGGGGAAUCGAUGUUCGUGUUCGGAGGGUGUGACGCCCGAACAUGUUUUAAUAACGUUUAUAUUUUUGAUGCUGAUACAAUGUAUUGGUGUAAACCAAGAGUCUAUGGAGAUCCACCGCCUGCUUGUCGCGCUCAUUCAUCAGCGCUCGUGGAUAAAAAACUUUAUAUUUUUGGGGGCGGAGACGGGCCUAUUUAUUUUAAUGACUUGUAUAUUUUUGAUACGGAUAGUUUAACUUGGAGUCGGCCAUUCACAACAGGAGAUAUUCCUACACCACGGAGGGCGCACACCACGGCGUAUUAUAAUAAUCGUAUAUAUGUGUUUGGUGGUGGUGAUGGUGUUCGUGCCCUUAACGAUGUUUAUGUACUAAACAUCUCAAACUUAGUUUGGGAAAAGAUAGAGACUUUGGGGUGUCCACCAAUAUCUAGAGGAUAUCAUACAAGUAAUUUGGUGGGGAGCAAAUUGGUGGUUUAUGGUGGGAGUGACGGACAUGAAUGUUUUAAAGAUGUCCACGUAUUAAAUUUAGAAAACAAUACAUGGCAUAAUGUUAUUAGCAUGGAAACUUCUUAUCCACGACUCUCGCAUACUGCGACACAAAUAGGCUCAUACCUAUUUGUCGUUUGUGGUCAUGAUGGAACUAAGUAUACUUCUGACGUUUUACUUUUAAAUUUAGUCACGAUGCAAUGGGAGGCUCGUAAAGUUUAUGGUACACCGCCUUCCGGUCGAGGCUAUCACAGCGCAGUAUUAUACGAUUCGAGGUUAUUUGUAUUUGGUGGCUACGACGGCCACUCGGUAUUUGAUGAUGUGUUUGUGUUGGACCUCUCAGCGUGUGCAUAUCUCCCACAAAUUACGAAUUUCCAAUUACCAGGAAUAUAA